This is a messenger RNA of Echinostoma caproni, 207 nucleotides long. NCBI's taxonomy places the organism in Eukaryota, Metazoa, Platyhelminthes, Trematoda, Plagiorchiida, Echinostomatidae. The record is from the annotation of a GenBank genome assembly.
UCAAUUUACCUGGCCAAGAACUCGGUCAAAUUAUACGAAAUCCCAUUCGACGUGGUCGGUGCCGUGUCGAGCACACAAAUGGAACUGUUGAUUGCCCGAGUACCCGGUUCACAAGACAAACAAGCCUCGGACACCGAUCUGGCCUCCGUGGGAUCCGCGAUCACAAUGCUACCCGAAGGACAUUUGGUACAGUUGAUCACCGCCUGA